This is a messenger RNA of Haemorhous mexicanus (house finch), 7770 nucleotides long. RefSeq names its product thrombospondin type 1 domain containing 4 (gene THSD4). The transcript is spliced from 12 exons. The record is from RefSeq and is a predicted model, not a curated record. Lineage: Eukaryota; Metazoa; Chordata; Aves; Passeriformes; Fringillidae. Gene Ontology annotation, cellular component: extracellular matrix. Bases 153 to 2096 code for a protein of 647 amino acids. Gene Ontology annotation, biological process: extracellular matrix organization. Gene Ontology annotation, molecular function: metalloendopeptidase activity.
CGGACCGUGAGUGCGAGAGAAAGGGGGAGAGGGAGACAGACUCGUACCUACAAGAGCUCAGGGCUGUGAUCCUGAGACACAAGUGCAUCUGCUAGCUGUUAGUACUUGGCAGAGGGUUUGCUCCUCCAGGGUAGCUCUAACUUUGGGUAAUAAUGUUUGUCAGCUACCUGAUACUAACGUUGCUCUGCUUUCAAACAGCAAUGUUAGCAAGACCUGGGGGUGAGAGCAUUGGCUGUGACGACUAUCUGGGUUCUGACAAGGUGAUUGACAAGUGUGGAAUAUGUGGAGGGGACAACACUGCUUGCAAAGUUGUGUCUGGAGUUUUCAAACACACGCUAACAAAUCUUGGCUACCACAAGAUAGUGGAAAUUCCUGAAGGAGCUACUAAAAUCAACAUUACUGAGAUGUCAAAGAGCAACAACUAUUUGGCCCUGCGGAGCCGCUCGGGACGCUCCAUCAUCAACGGCAACUGGGCCAUCGACCGGCCGGGCAGGUACGAGGGAGGUGGCACAAUGUUCACCUACAGACGCCCCAAUGAGAUCUCCAGCACUGCAGGGGAGUCCUUUCUGGCUGAUGGGCCAACAAAUGAAGUCCUUGAUGUCUAUAUGAUUCAUCAGCAGCCUAACCCGGGUAUACAUUAUGAGUAUAUCAUUCCAGGAGACAAUGUCAUUAGUCCUCAGUUGCUUGCUCACAGGAGGCCAGGGGAGCCGCUGAAUGGUCAGUUAGGAAUGCCAGAAAGUACAGGUCGUGAGGAUGAGGAUUUGCAUAGAGAGACAGACAUUCUCACUGGACAGUCAGCUGGAACUUUUCCAGUUAUUCAGCCAGGAAGAUUUCCUUCUCAUCAGCCGGAAAACCAGGUGCCUGCUAUGCAACCACCAAGACAAAACCGAGAACACAACUGGAAACAGGUUGGAAAAACUGAGUGCACUACUACAUGUGGGAAAGGAUCACAGUACCCAAUUUUCCACUGCGUCAACAGAAUCACUCACGAGGAGGUACCUGAGGGUUACUGUGAUAGCAGCACUAAACCCAUUCCAGAAGAGGAGGCCUGCAACCUCUUCCCAUGCCCUGCUUUCUGGGAUAUAGGGGAGUGGUCUGAGUGCAGCAAAACGUGCGGGCUGGGAAUGCAGCACCGGCAGAUCCUGUGCCGGCAGAUCUACGCCAACCGCACGCUGACAGUGCAGCAGUACCGCUGCCAGCACCUGGAGAAGCCUGACACCACCAGCACCUGCCAGCUCAAGAUCUGCAGCGAGUGGCAGAUCAGGACAGAGUGGACCUCAUGUUCAGUGCCUUGUGGAGUGGGGCAGAGGACUCGAGAUGUGAAGUGUGUCAGCAACCUUGGGGACAUUGUCGAUGAUGAGGAAUGUAACAUGAAGCUGCGGCCAAAUGACAUCGAGAACUGUGACAUGGGCCCCUGUGCCAAGAGCUGGUUCCUUACAGAAUGGAGUGACAGGUGCUCGGCGGAGUGCGGGGACGGGAUCCGCACUCGCUCCGUGCUCUGCAUGACCAACCACGUCAGCAGCCUGCCCCUGGAGGGCUGCGGCAGCAACAGACCCGCGGAAACAACGCCCUGCAACAACGGGCCCUGCGCCGGCAAGGUGGAGUGGUUUGCUGGGGGCUGGACACAGUGCUCUACUGAAUGUGGUAGUGGAACUCAGCAGAGAGAAGUAAUUUGUGUUAGGAAAACUGAAGGUAAUUUUGAUGUUUUGAACCCCUAUGAAUGUUCAUAUUUGGAAAAACCUCCCAGCCAGCAGUCCUGCUACCUCAAACCAUGUGGAUCAAAGUGGUUUCAUACAGAAUGGAGCACAUGUUCCAAGUCCUGCGAAGGAGGGUUUCGGGUGCGCGAGGUGCGGUGUCUGUCGGAUGACAUGGCAGCCAGUUCUCAGUGUGACCCACAGCUCAAACCCGAAGAGAAGGAGCCCUGUAAUACACAGGAUUGUGUCCCUGAAAUAGAUGAGAACUGCAAGGAUAAAUACUACAACUGCAACGUGGUGGUUCAGGCCCGGCUCUGUGUGUACACCUACUACAAAUCAGCCUGCUGUGCCUCCUGCAGCCGCGUGGCAAACAGACAGCCAGGCUUCCUGGGCCGCAGAUAACACACCCUGCCCUGCUCACAGCACCACUGGCACUCUGCACUGGAGCCUGGCAGUGCUGCUUGGACUGCAGCACUUGGAGCGUCCUGCAGAUGGGGUUUAUAUUGCUGAGUGCAUCAAGACUUUGGUUAAAUCUCACACCCUUUCAGUUAUUGUGCAGUUAUCUCUUUUAGGAUGUUUGUUGUAAAAUCAUGAUUUUUUUAAAGCAUUCAUUUUUAAUGAUACUAUUAUUUGCACCUGCUCAUCAGAUACUUAAGGAACAUACCGGCCUUAAGAUUGUGAAAUUAAUGAAAACUAAAAUCAAUUGCAGGCAAUUACUGGAGAUAAUUGACCAGUAUGGAUGCAGCUGCUCCAUUAUUUUCUGAGUGCUUACUUGGUUUUUUGGACUGCCUUAAGUUAGAGGACUAAAUCAAUGAAACAUACAUGAGAAAAAUGACUUCCCUAAGAACCAGACCCUUGAAAAGCAUUUAUCAUCAGUUUCCUAGCACUCUAACAUUUAUUUUUAACUACUUCAGUCUAUUCAUAAUAAAUCAGAGUCACUGUUAAGGUCUCUCAGUUGUCCUUUUAAGUGAUGUCCUGUCCUUAGGCAGCAAAUAUAUACACACUUGACUGCCAGAAGGUGCCUUUAUAUUUAAUUCAUAAACUCGUGAAGACAUACUUUUAUAAUUUUGUAUGGAUUUUAAAAUCCAUUCCCUACCAGAGUGACACUAGUGUCUAACUCUUUAAGUCUUUUAACGGCUGCAGCUGUCAGUGAGACAGGUUAACCAGAAAGGUGAAGAGCCUUUGCUGGUAUAAAAAGUGAUUGUUUCCAUUGGUGAGGUCUUUUUUCUGUAGGGGACUUAUUUCAGAACUGGGAUCUUGCCUAAUUCUUGUCUCUGCACUAUUGUUUAACAACUGCCAAACCAAAGUACUUUGUUCAGACCCAGUCUGGAGAUGUCACCAGUUUCUGAAACAACCACCAAAGGAGAGAGGCCUGUGUGCCUUAGAGCAGUCUGUUACUCCUGGUAUCAGGCAGCAGUAUGAGUCUAGUAGCUGAGUAUCUGUACAAAGGGGUCUUAGCUAUUGGCAUUCUUAAGGUUUUGAUCAGUUACUAUAACAUACUUGUCUUUUUUUGCUCAGUGUUUCAUUGUGCAGAUCUGUUCAUACCAUUCACUUCCUGUUACUUAAGAAUGGCUGCAGACUUAGAGCUGAAUUUAAGUGGUGAUUUUCCAUUUCUGCAAUUACUGUACUAAGCCUUGAGACUCGCUAAGGGCAAAUAGCAUACUAUGCAGUGCAGAUGAGGUUUUGCAUUAUCUGCUUGUUCUCUAGCCUUUAUUUGAGAGGUCUUUCAAAUGUGUAAAUAAGGCUGAGGGGAAAAAAAUAAACACCUCUGUUUAUUCAGCUGUUUAUUACAGCAUAUUGCUUGUAAAUUAAUGGUGCCCAUCUAUGCAUCUGUUCCUAAAGUGCCUCAUGUCUGAGUUGCAAAGAAGCUGUAAUAAUCUAUGUUCAGUCAAUCCCAGAGGUGUGGUUAAGGUAUCCUGCCACUGAUGCAGAGCCAUGUUUGAGCCUCAUUGUAUAUCCUUUUCUUCUUGCUGCUUUGGUUCAGAGCAAUGCUGGGAGGCAAAUGUUGCUGGGUGUGAAAGCAGUCACAUCAGUUUAUGUGCUGGAGCCACAGGAGGGUGGAAUUCCUAUAGUCUAAAAGCUGCCUUGAAUUGAGAUUAACUCCUGAAUGUUUUGAUUUGGUCACUCAUGAAAAAUAUAUUUUGGACAUGAUGAACUACUACUGUUUGGCUACAUGAAAUGACAAAAUGUUUCCCUUAAAAUUUGGAGGUACUCCUUGUAACUAUAAAUUGUUGUGUGUCAGCCAAAAAUGUCAUUGGCUGUUUCUGUACACUUUGACUUGGGCUUUUUCACUGUAAAUAAUAGACAUAAAGUUGUUAGAAACAGAAACUCUAAUUAGGAAACUUCAAGUUCAUUAAUCCAUCACAGUCCUGUUUCCUUGAAUUACAAAGAUUUAUCCACAAAGAUAACUUACAGAUUUGUUACCAUGUUAUGUUCCUUAGAUUCUUGACCAAAGAAUUAUAUGGAUAAAGUGCAGUGUAAACAGCUCUGGAAUCCAUUACUUCUGAAUACAGAUUUUCAUCUGUGUAUCUCAUUGCAGAAAAUCUUGACAUACAUUAUGGCUGUUAUCUCUUUCAUCCCAAGGAAGUGUUUUUCUGUCAGCUUGAGGGAAAUACCUGUUCCAUAAAAAGGCUUCCUGGAAACCCCAAGGCAAAUGAGAUGCAGAGGGAAUCUGGUUUGCAGUCAUGGAACAGAUUCUUCUUACACAUGCUUUGGCUGUGAGACCAUCAGUGACUCAGCACAUAGAUAGAUCCCCCUCUUUUAUAAAAUCUGUUCUUUUGCUCUGGAAUAUGUGGCCAUUAGCUUAUUGUACAAAGAUGAUCAUCUUGUAGGCUCUGUUAAGCUUCCACUACUGUAAACACUGUUAGUGAGAGCUAUCAAAGAAUAUAUCCAUACACAUAGCAGUAUAACCCUGUAUUACAUCUAAGGUAUGCAGCUUUGUGAAUUGAAUGUAGUGAGCUGUGGUUAUACAAACUGUAAAGAGUAAAGAGACAUUUUUCAGAUGAACCAGAUUUUAAAAAAAAAAAAUCAGUUUUACCUAAUUAAAUAUCUAAUGGUAAGUAAAUAUUAAUGGAAAGAAAAGUACCAGAAUGCUGCUGAACCUAAUCAUUUAUCAUCUCUUCUCAUAUGUCAGCAUUACUAAAAUAGUUGUUCCUGCAAAAUGAACUAGUGAGCCCUUUUCAUCAGCACUUUGAUAUACUAAUAUUGUCUGCACAAGUGCUGUGCAAAGAUUUCCCCAUCUCAAAAAGCAUGAUUUUGAAAUUGGGCCUAUAGCAAGUGUUUGUUCUAAUAGACAGUGCCCCAACUUAGGAUGAUGCCUGUAGGGGAUUUGACUUUAUUUUCUGUAAGUCAAAGGUGGCCUUAAUGAAUGUAGUAGACAUAGAGCAGAUGUGAAACCAGUAUAAGUAAGUAAGAAAUUACGCAUAUUAUCAAUUACAAAUAUCAACUAUGCACACUUCUGAUUUUUAAUGUUUUAAUUUCUUUUUCUGACAAUUUAACAUCAGUCCAAAAAAUGCAGAAUGGUGGAAAAAAUGCUUCCUUGCCUUGAAGAUGCUUUAUGCAAUCCAGGAAGACCAGAGUAAGUUAGAUACUUCAUUGAAAGAGUCCAGCUGCUUAUGGGCUAAAAUCUGCAUACAACUUCCAUGUCUUACACACAUGCAGCUGGCCAAAAUCAGCUUCAUCCAGAGCAGGCCCUGUGUCUCAAAGCACUUUCCAUUUGGAAUGGAGGAUUCCUGGUGCAGUUGUUUAUCAACUUACCAAGGGCUUGUCAAGGUUUGCUAGCUCCUGUGCAGUGUCAUCCUCAAGUAUGUGGAGGGAGAGUUCCUUGUGUACACCAAAUUUGAGAGACUGAAUUCAUGGAGUCCUCCCUUCCUCUCCCAGAAGAUGGUGUGAAAGUGUGAGGGUUGCUCCUGUGGGAAUGACCCUGGGUGUGUCUGCCUUGGCCAGCAGUGAGACAGUCAGUGUUUGCUUUGCUCUGUGACCUUCAGCCCCCGGGGCUCUGAGCAGGGCAGGGCUGGUUAGGAGGCAGGGCAGUGCUGGGAGUGCCCCUGGCUGUGCUGCAGGCCUGCCAGCCUGGAAGCCCACCCCUGCUGGGUGGCCACAGGCUCACUGCAGGACCACCUCAGAAUCCCUGCACAGGGAACUGCUGUCUUCCUCAUCCCACACAUAAACAUCCUGCUUUUUCCCAAUACUUCAGCAAAUGGAGAACUUUGUGUAUGAAUCAAGCAGUGUUUAGUGUUACUGCUUAGAUCCCAGUGUUAUGGCAGUGUGGUGCAGUCUUGUAGUCCUGGACUGUGCCAGUGGUCAUCACUGAGGGAGGGAGGUGCUCAAACAGCUUAUGGCUCAUGUAGGACUCGUACAGGAGGCUUGGCCUCCUCUCUUUAUAGCAUGUACCACUGUAAGUAGUAAAAUGUGCCUUUUGGGCUUUGUUUUUCCCCAUCCUCAUCCUGACCGAUCUCCUUUUUACACCAACACUAAUGCUUCUCCUCUCCUUAUCCCACUUUCAUCUCUUUGUCCUUUGGAUGACAAUAUUAAAUUUUGCCAGAAUUACUGAAGAUUCUGAACUGGCCUUUGGUUUAUAAGAAUCCAUGUUAGAAAUAAGCCCAGCUGUUAAGAGAGCUGUAUUUUUUCCAGCCCCUGGAUUUUUGUGUCUGUGCAUAUCCAUGCUGGCUAGUUUAAAAUGCAUAGUAGUAAAGGACAUACUGAAUUAAUUCCUGUGCAGUGAAGCUGUGGUUGCACAGUCUAGGGUGGCCCUUUAAUCUCAUAUGUAACAUGUAUUGCACAGAAAUAGUUAUGGUCCUCACAAAGGAAAAGCCAUGUGUUUAUCUGCUUUUCCUGAGACUUGGUGUCUCUGACUUCCUCGGAGCUGUUCUGUGUAUUGGGCACAUAAUUCAUGUGCAUGCCUGGAAUUGGAACAAAAACCGAAAUUUUGAACAUGAAAGUAAACUUCAUUUAUUGCUAUACUUAUAGAAUGUUUGUAGGAGAUGAAAUUAGGCAUUAUUUAGAAAACAGAGUAAAAUAAUUAUUUCUAUAUCAGAAAUGAAAAAUCAUCCACUCAACCUUUUCAAUAUAUUUUAAAGCAAACUUGUAAUCAUGAUGAUGUUUCACUGUGGGUGAAAUUCAGACCAGGGGAAAGGGAGAAAAUUCAAUUUCAGAGGAUUCAUAGCAGACCUGAAUUUGGUUCUUUACUUCUCACCUUUUAAUAACCAGAAGUUCAGAGGAGCAAGAGUCCCCAGUUUUCUAUAUCCCCAUGUACUGUAACUGGAUACAGAUAAGUAGCAUCAUACCUGGAGUGGAGGGAAGCUUAAUUGUGAUGGAUCAUUGGCCUUUCAGCACAUCAUUGCUGCUGACCUGGAUUUCCACACUGUGUUUGGGUCUCUUGAGACCAGUGGCCUUGGCAGGGUUGGGUACAUAUGAGCUUGUGAAGUCCCAUCAUAGUCACUCAGGAUCUAAAGAGAGCAUCAGGAAGGACAGGAGACAAAAUAAACCCUAACUUUUUUUUAAUAUGUAUAAAAUUGUCUAUUUGACCCUCAUAAUUGAUUUUGGCAGAAGGAUAUACUUUAUUAUAACUUAUUUUGUUAUUUGUAAAUACAAGAUGUCUAUGGGAAAUAUGUAAUUCUGAGCUCUGUCUAUGGAACAAGCCACUGCACCAAAAUAUUUCAAAUAUUUAGAAUAGGCAGAUUUUUUUAUUAAAAGGGACCUAAUAUGUAUUUAUUUACGUAUACCAUUCAAAUUUUGUCCAGCUUUUUCAUUAUACUAACCCAUCUUUUUAGGGAAUUUUAUAGUACAGGUAUUACAUAUAUAUUUUUGUAUAUAUGUCAUACUGUAAAUCCAUAAUACAAUUUUCUAAACAUUCUGGUUAGCCAGUUCCUUGAGUGAAUUAAAGGGGGAGAGCAUAAGCAAAUUGCUUUCUGACUCGUUCAGGAAUAUAUAUCCGUGGCAAUGUACCUGAACCAGAACUGUACAGCAUCAUUUUCAUAUUGUAUACAUUUUCUCUUUGAUGAAAAAAUGUUAACUAUUUUUGUUUAUGACUAAUUUAUUUUUUAUUAUUGUGGAAAAUAAAGUAACUGAAGAUGAA